Messenger RNA from Osmia bicornis bicornis, 991 nucleotides. Its product is annotated as probable methyltransferase-like protein 23. The transcript is spliced from 3 exons. The record is from RefSeq and is a predicted model, not a curated record. Bases 145 to 897 code for a protein of 250 amino acids. Gene Ontology annotation, cellular component: cytoplasm; nucleus. NCBI's taxonomy places the organism in Eukaryota, Metazoa, Arthropoda, Insecta, Hymenoptera, Megachilidae.
AGUGAUUAUAUUUUUAAUUUAGAUCUUAUUUGUUAAUACAGAAAAUAUAUGUUUAUGUUUUUUAUUACAAAUUUCUUAAUUACGAUUGAAAUAAAUCAGGUAUCAAUGGUAAGGUAUUAGCCCGAACGGUGUGGAUAAUUAGUCAUGCCAGGUUUAGAAGAAAGUAUUUCACGCGAUACUAGUUCACGCAUGCACAGCCUAAUGUCCGAUGGAAUCGCUUCCGAACAAGUAAAAAAGUUUCUAUUUACUUCUCGGAAAAAUCAGGAUAACAUACAGUGCAACGAAAGUUUGGAGAUUUACAUUCCAGAGUUACUUCAAGCUAAUUAUAGUUUCUAUACAUGGCCUUCUGCACCAGUGUUAGCUUGGUUUCUCUGGGAACAUAAAGAAGAGCUCAUUGGAAAAAGAGUUUUGGAGCUUGGAUCAGGCACAGCUCUCCCUGGAAUUUUAGCCAGCAAAUGUGGUGCCAAUGUUAUUUUAAGCGACUCUGCUAGUUUUCCUAGAAGUCUGCAACACAUAAGAAGAAGUUGUGAAUUGAAUGGUAUUUUAUCUCAGGUUCAAAUAAUUGGUAUUACGUGGGGAUUAUUUUUAUCUAGCUUAUUUUCCAUUGGGCCAUUAGAUUUAAUUCUUGGAUCUGAUUGUUUUUAUGAACCAACAUUGUUCGAGGACAUAGUUGUUACAGUAGCAUUUUUAUUAGAAAAAAAUCCAAAUGCAAAAUUUCUUUGUACCUACCAGGAAAGAAGCGCAGAUUGGUCUAUAGAACAUUUAUUAAAUAAAUGGAAUCUUACAUGUACUCAUAUAUCACUGACUGGUUUAGAUACUUCAUUCACGUGCGUAAUAUUCCUUGGACUGUUUCUCACUUUGACCUUGAAAAACAUUUUGCGACAUUCGGUAAAGUGAAACAUGCAAGAGUACUGUUUAACAAAUUCGGUCUCAGUACAGGCCAAGGAUUCGUAGAAUUUGAUACUGAAGUAGCGAUGCAACACGCGCUUAA